Salvia splendens (bonfire salvia) is the source of this 757-nucleotide messenger RNA. RefSeq names its product peroxiredoxin-2. Lineage: Eukaryota; Viridiplantae; Streptophyta; Magnoliopsida; Lamiales; Lamiaceae. Gene Ontology annotation, molecular function: thioredoxin peroxidase activity. The transcript has 3 exons. Bases 73 to 561 code for a protein of 162 amino acids. Gene Ontology annotation, cellular component: cytoplasm. Gene Ontology annotation, biological process: cellular response to oxidative stress; hydrogen peroxide catabolic process; cell redox homeostasis. The record is from RefSeq and is a predicted model, not a curated record.
CCCGUCCAUUCACCUAAUUCUCUCAAGUCUCACCACACUCACUCUCUCAAAUCAGUAACACAGUAGAUAACAAUGGCGCCGAUCGCAGUAGGUGACGUUAUCCCCGAUGGUACCCUCGCAUACUUCGACGAUCAGGAUCAGCUCCAGAGCGUCUCCGUCCACACGCUCGCUGCCGGCAAGAAGGUCGUCCUUUUCGCCGUUCCCGGCGCCUUCACUCCCACCUGCAGCAUGAAGCACGUGCCGGGGUUCAUUGAGAAGGCGGAUGAAUUGAAAUCCAAGGGCGUCGAAGAAAUCUUGUGCGUCAGUGUGAAUGAUCCAUUUGUGAUGAAGGCUUGGGCUAAGACUUACCCCGACAACAAGCAUGUCAAGUUCCUGGCCGAUGGCUCGAGAACUUACACUAAGGCCCUCGGCGUUGAGCUCGAUCUCAGUGACAAGGGGCUCGGCAUUCGGUCCAGGAGGUUCGCCCUUUUGGUCGAGGAUCUUAAGGUUAAGGCUGCCAAUAUUGAGUCAGGAGGUGAGUUCACCGUCUCUAGCGCGGAUGAUAUCCUCCAGGCUCUUUAAUUUGCUUCUCCCAAUUACUUUCUUAAAAAUGUAGCGCUCUCAAAUUCCUGUCUUGGUAUGAAAUAAGAGUUGUGUUGUUGCAUUUGUUCUCAGUUGUUGAGAUCACUUUGCAGCUUGUUGGAGUGUUAUUACAGUGUUAUCAAAUCAUCAGCUUAAUUCUAACAGUAGAUGAUUAUAUAUCAGCCUUUCAAUCUAA